Messenger RNA from Diaporthe batatas, 2584 nucleotides. RefSeq lists its product as uncharacterized. Gene Ontology annotation, cellular component: nucleus; cytosol. The record is from RefSeq and is a predicted model, not a curated record. Lineage: Eukaryota; Fungi; Ascomycota; Sordariomycetes; Diaporthales; Diaporthaceae. Gene Ontology annotation, molecular function: carbohydrate binding; peptide-N4-(N-acetyl-beta-glucosaminyl)asparagine amidase activity. The coding region runs from base 77 to 2497 and encodes 806 amino acids. The transcript has 6 exons. Gene Ontology annotation, biological process: carbohydrate metabolic process; glycoprotein catabolic process; protein deglycosylation.
CGUACUUAAGCUACCUCCCAUCCUUUCUUCGACUAUCUUGAGGGCACUGCGAAUUUCGGAAAGGUCCCCAAGGAAGAUGGCGCGUUACUCUUGGCUCAUUUUGCUGGCCCAGCUGCUUCUCGAGGGCAGUACACCAGUACUCGGCCAGAAUACGAGCACAGAUAUCUUUCAGUACAUCGACUCUCUGAUUGGGACGACUAAUGGAGGUCAUGUGUUCCCCGGAGCCACUCUGCCAUUUGGUAUGGCCAAAGCCGUCCCGGACGUAAAUAGUGACGAGAGGCAGGGAGGGUAUGCAUCUGAUGAUGGCGAAAUCUCUGGUUUCUCGCACAUGCACGACAGCGGCACAGGCGGAGGACAAGGCAAAGGCAAUUUCCCACUAUUUCCUCAGACAGGCUGCCCCGACGACGACAUUUACCAGUGUGAUUUUCCAAAGGCGCUCCGGGCAGUCAAACGAGUCAACGAAUCGGUUCAGGCUAGCCCAGGCUACUUUGCUCUGACACUGAACACCUCCAUCCACACGGAGAUGACAGUGUCCAACCGCACCGCCCUCUACCGCAUCAAGUUCCCAGGGCCAUCGUCUAAUGAAUCAGCCACCUCUCUGCCUUACAGUCCCCUCAUCCUGGUCGACCUUACAGAUCUAUCCGAUAGCCGCAGCAACGGCAGCAUAAGCGUCGACCCCAGUACCGGCCGUAUAGUCGGCAACGGGACUUUCGGCCCGUCCUUUGGCGACGGGAGUUACGACCUGCACUUCUGCGCGGACUUCCAGGGCGCAUCCAUCCGUGAUACGGGCAUCUUCCAGAACAAUCGCCCCGGCCGUGAGCCAAAGUCGCUGCGCACGUACGGCACCGGUUCCACGAGCCCGAUCCCAGGCGGGGCAUGGGUGCAGUUUCACCCGCCGGACGAGGCCGACCAGAUUCAGGUCAGGGUCGGGCUGAGUUACAUUAGCGUGGACCGGGCGUGCCAAAAUGCCGAGUCGGAGAUCCCUGGGGACUUUGACUUUGAUGGCACGAAAGCCGCCGCGGAGGCGGCGUGGAGAACGAAGCUGGGCGUUGUAUCGGUGGAUCCGACCGGUGUCAACAGCACUUUUCUUACGACAUUCUGGUCCGGCCUGUAUCGAACAUUUAUCUCGCCGCAGGAUGUGACAGGCGAGAACCCGCUGUGGGAGAGCUCUGAGCCAUACUAUGACUCCUUCUAUUGUAUUUGGGAUUCAUAUCGGAGCAUUCAUCCUCUCAUCACCCUUCUUGACCCUCUCAGUCAGACACUCAUGAUACGGAGUCUCAUCGACAUAUACCGCUUUGAAGGCUGGCUGCCCGACUGCCGAAUGGAUUUGUGCAAGGGAUUCACACAGGGCGGUUCCAACGCAGAUGUGGUCCUUGCGGAUACGUUCGUGAAAGGCUUCACGGACGGCAUAGACUGGGAGGCAGGAUAUGAGGCUGUCGUUCAGGAUGCGGAAGUCGAGCCUCCCAAAUGGUCCGUUGAAGGCCGCGGUGGCCUCGCCAGUUGGAAGAGUUUGAACUACAUCCCCGCCGACGACUUCGAUCCGUACGGUGUUGGGCCAUUCACGAGGUCCAUUUCACGAACUGUGGAAUAUGCAUACAACGACUUUGUCAUUGCUUUGAUGGCGAAGGGGCUCAACAAGACAGCUGACGCAGAGAAGUACAUUGAAAGAUCCGGAUACUGGGUGAACCUGUACAAGGAAGACCAGACGUCGUUUCUCAACAUCUCACAGGACCAAAGUCCUUGGGUAGACAGCGGCUACAACGGAUUUCUAAUGCCAAAGUAUUUGAACGGCACGUUUGGGUUCCAGGAUCCGUCACUGUGCUCCCUACUCUACAACUUUACUUCUUGCUACCUGAAUGCCAACGGACACGAAACAUACGAGGGCAGCUCAUGGCUAUAUACAUUCUACGUCCCCCAGGACAUGGCUACCUUGAUUACCACCCUGGGGGGGCCCGAGAGGUUCGUCUCUCGGCUGCAAUACUUCCUCGAAACCCCAGGUCUGAACUACAUCGGUGACGAGCAAUCCUUCCUGCCCACGUACCUGUUCCACUAUGCUGGCCGGCCAGGACUGUCUUCGUACUACCGGCAUUUCUAUAUCCCCAGCCAGUUCAAUGAGUCUAUCAACGGCAUCCCUGGGAAUGACGACAGCGGUGCCAUGGGCAGUUUCAUAGGCCUGACCAUGAUGGGUCUGUGGCCAGUCAGCGGGCAAGACGUCUAUCUCAUCACGCCGCCCUUCUUCCGAGAGGUCAACAUCACAAAUCCGAUGACAGGCAACGUCGCCACGGUCCGGAAUGUCAACUUUGAUGGGGACAGCUACCAGAACAUCUACGUGCAGAGCGCCAAGUUGAAUGGGCAGUCGUACACCAAGAACUGGAUCUCACAUUCUUUCUACAGGGAUGGUGGCGUGUUGGAGCUAACGCUGGGUGCCAACGAGAGUAGCUGGGGGGUGGGGCACGAGGACCUGCCCCCAAGUAUUUCCUCGGGGUAUUUCACUUGAUGCAGAGCACGCAUUCAGCGGUAACCAGAAAAUUGAAAUACAUAUGUGCAGGGUCUACCCAAAUAUAGAUCUUCGCCGGGCACUGCG